Rhodamnia argentea is the source of this 1407-nucleotide messenger RNA. RefSeq names its product probable disease resistance protein At4g27220. The record is from RefSeq and is a predicted model, not a curated record. Gene Ontology annotation, molecular function: ADP binding; ATP hydrolysis activity. The annotation marks the transcript as partial. The transcript has a single exon. NCBI's taxonomy places the organism in Eukaryota, Viridiplantae, Streptophyta, Magnoliopsida, Myrtales, Myrtaceae.
AUGGAGCUCGUAGUCGCGGCUACUGCUGAAAUUACUAGAUCCCUUAUCAGCUUUGUCAUCUCGAGAACCAAAGCCAUACUGAAGUCACACAGAAAUGUUGUGACGCUCCAGGAUGAAAUGAAGAAGCUCACCGAGCAUAAGAACAGCAUCAGAGAAGCCAUUGCAUUUGCUCGAAGAGAAGGGAAGUCUCCCACUUUAGAAGUGAACAAGUGGCUCCAGGAUGUUGAGGAGCUCGAGCGUGACAUGGACACAAUGCUCGAUGAUGGCCCUGCUAGUUCCUCCGCUGCUCCUUGCUGGAACAUCUCCUCAAGAUACCGCCAAAGCAGACGCACAGUGAAGAGACUGAAAAGGGCUAAAGAAUUGAUCAGCUCUUGCAAUUUCCAAGUGAUGUUAGCCGAUAGGAAGUCUCCAAGUAAAGCUGUACAGCGAAUGGCAACAGAAUCUCUGGCAGGCCAAGAAGCAGCCCUGGAGACUCUGAAGAGGAUCAUGGAAUUAAUAAACGACGAUCAUAUCAACAGGAUUGCGGUUUGGGGAAUGGGAGGCGUCGGGAAGACUACGCUGCUGGCGAACCUGAAUAACCUCUACGAAUGUUCCUUGGCUGAAUCCUUCGAUAUAGUCAUCUGGGUAACAGUUUCCAAGGACUCGGACUUGGUUACGAUUCAGUCUCUUCUUGCUGAGAGGCUGAACCUAGAGUUUGAGCCGGGGGAGAGUAUGCAAUGCAGGGCUAACAGGAUAUACCGAAGACUGAUGCUGAAAAGGAAGUCCCUCCUUAUUUUGGAUGACGUCUGGGAGAAAAUCGACUUGAAGGACGUGGGGGUCCCCCAUGGUGAUGAUCAAGCCAAGUGUAAGAUUGUUCUGACCACUAGGUCCUUUGAUGUGUGCAGGGACAUGAUGACAGAUAGAGAAAUCAAGGUACACCUACUGAGGGAAGAAGCAGCUUGGGAUUUGUUUGUGCAAAGUGCCGGUGAUGCUGCCAUGGUUCGUGACAUCGAGCCUGUUGCACGAGAAAUCUGCAAAAGAUGUUGUGGAUUGCCGUUGGCCAUUAAGACGGUGGGGAAGUCCAUGAGGAACAAGAGAAUGAUUGAACUGUGGAAAGAUAUGCUCCGCUGGUUGAAGCUGGUGGUUCCUAGUGGGGGGAGCUGUAUUGAGAGAGAAGUCCAUUUACCAAUGAAGCUGAGUUAUGACUCCUUGCCAAGUAAGAUACAUCAAUCCUGCUUCCUAUUCUGCUCUUUGUAUCCAGGAAAUUUCUCUAUUAAAGAGAGCGAGCUGAUACAAUGUUGGAUAGCGGAUGGACUAAUAGACAAACAUCAAACAAUCGAGGAAUCCUUCAACAGUGGGAUCGCUAUGAUUGAAAAUCUGAAGGAUUCUUGCAUGUUAGAGCAGGGCGAUGGGAUCGGAACCGUGAAG